Messenger RNA from Phaethon lepturus (White-tailed tropicbird), 1062 nucleotides. It is a transcript of the gene AKT3, whose product is annotated as v-akt murine thymoma viral oncogene homolog 3. The record is from RefSeq and is a predicted model, not a curated record. The transcript is spliced from 8 exons. Gene Ontology annotation, molecular function: protein serine/threonine kinase activity; ATP binding. The annotation marks the transcript as partial. Gene Ontology annotation, biological process: protein phosphorylation. NCBI's taxonomy places the organism in Eukaryota, Metazoa, Chordata, Aves, Phaethontiformes, Phaethontidae.
ACCUACUUCUUCUACUCUUUAUUUCUCAGGAUGAAGUGGCUCAUACGCUUACUGAAAGCAGAGUAUUGAAAAACACCAGACACCCUUUUUUAACAUCCUUGAAAUAUUCCUUCCAGACAAAGGAUCGUUUAUGUUUUGUGAUGGAAUAUGUUAACGGAGGAGAGCUGUUUUUCCAUUUGUCGAGAGAGCGGGUGUUCUCAGAGGACCGCACACGCUUCUAUGGUGCAGAAAUUGUCUCUGCCCUGGACUAUCUGCAUUCUGGGAAGAUUGUGUACCGUGAUCUCAAGUUAGAAAAUCUAAUGUUGGAUAAAGAUGGACACAUAAAAAUUACAGACUUUGGACUUUGCAAAGAAGGAAUCACAGACGCAGCAACUAUGAAAACAUUCUGUGGUACUCCAGAAUACCUAGCACCUGAGGUGUUGGAAGAUAAUGACUAUGGUCGUGCAGUGGACUGGUGGGGAUUAGGAGUGGUCAUGUAUGAAAUGAUGUGUGGAAGAUUACCAUUCUACAACCAAGAUCAUGAGAAACUAUUUGAACUGAUACUAAUGGAGGACAUAAAAUUUCCUCGAACUCUGUCUGCAGAUGCAAAAUCAUUACUAUCAGGCCUACUGAUAAAGGAUCCAAAUAAGCGACUUGGUGGAGGCCCAGAUGAUGCAAAAGAAAUCAUGCGUCAUAGUUUCUUUGCUGGAGUAAAUUGGCAAGAUGUAUAUGAUAAAAAGCUUGUACCUCCUUUUAAACCUCAAGUGACAUCUGAGACAGACACCAGGUAUUUUGAUGAAGAGUUUACAGCUCAGACUAUUACAAUUACACCGCCUGAAAAAUAUGACGAGGAUGGUAUGGACUGCAUGGACAAUGAGAGGCGGCCGCAUUUCCCCCAGUUUUCCUACUCUGCAAGUGGACGAGAAUAACUUAUUUGUUCUGCUGCUUCACUGUCAUCUUAGGUUUAUCACUGAAAAUGAUUCCCGAACAUCACCACCAGUACUAGAUACUAUUUAAGAUAGCAGGGGCACUUUCAGAGACCGUUCCAAAUUGAACAAGUUUCUUUCCCAAACCUACCUAAAA